Messenger RNA from Histoplasma mississippiense, 618 nucleotides. RefSeq lists its product with no specific name. The record is from RefSeq and is a predicted model, not a curated record. The transcript has a single exon. NCBI's taxonomy places the organism in Eukaryota, Fungi, Ascomycota, Eurotiomycetes, Onygenales, Ajellomycetaceae. Bases 1 to 618 code for a protein of 205 amino acids.
AUGGCUGUUUGGACAAUUCCCGACAAAUUCUUUGCAAAACAGCCGUGGACAGAGGAAAAAUUCUGUCUUCUACAUCACCUCCUCAUGGCUUCUCCCUAUGGUCUCCUUCCAGAUAGGCUGGAAGCGUUUUACCCUAGUCCAUCGUCGUUCGACAUUUCACGAGAGAGAAUACAGGAAUGCAUUCACAUCGCCAUCAUGGAGGAAAAUAUUUGGAUGCUUUGUGAAUUACUGGCUUGCGAUGAAAGGGCAUAUCAGGCUCUUAAUGGAGGUGACAUUUUCAGGUAUGAGAUACGCGGUGAACAUUUCAUAGCUGCCGUAAACCGAUCCGAGAACCCAGGCCUUCUUCAGAUUCUGUUACGUGCCCACGCGGAGUCGAUACCAUAUGAUGACCCGGACAUUACAGCGUGGGCACUGAGGCAAGCGAAUCAUGGGUUCGGUCGAUGGCUCCUGGGCUAUCUCAUUGAAGUGCCAUCUCGAAGGCAGUGUGGAGUCACGCUCUUCACAGGCGGCUGGAAUUCACGUCGCCGCCGUGGCGGACGUGAUUAUCCAAAUGAUCCAGGAUGCUCCAUUUGGUGGGCCGAUUUUGAAAGAUAUGCAGGUCAAAACAAUCUUAUUUAG